Molecule: messenger RNA, 1377 nt
Organism: Cuscuta campestris
Lineage: Eukaryota; Viridiplantae; Streptophyta; Magnoliopsida; Solanales; Convolvulaceae
Source: the annotation of a GenBank genome assembly
GUUGAUUGAUGAGGAGGGGUCAUAUAUCCAUUCCAUCAAAGGAAGUUGGGCACAUUUGUUUCGUGGUACAAUUGUUGAAGGUAGUGUUUAUUAUAUUAAGCAUUUUGGCGUGGUUGAUAACAAGAACCGGUAUCGUGUUGUGGGAGACAACAAAUUCAUGCUCCACAUGUAUGCAAAUUCUACUCUUAUACCACUUGCUGAUGAAACAUCUAACAUCCCAAUGCAUCGCUUUGACCUACUACCAUUUGAUAUGGUUCACACAAGAGUGGGCCAGGAUUAUAUCCUUACAGAUGUAGUUGGACGUGUUUGCAGCGAGGGCAAGAUUGAGGAGAAGGCCAUUUUUAACCGUAUGGUCCCAUGCCUUAUGCUAGAACUGCAGGAUGUGAGGGAAGUAAAAAUGAGGCUUACUCUUUGGGAUGAUUGUAUUGCGGCUUAUAUGGACCAAAAAAAGGGAUCAAAGGGAACAUUAUUGCCGACGUUUUCACAUCUAAUAUCGUCAAGGAAUUCAUGAAGUCCCCUACUUUAUCUUCCACCACGGCGUCAAAAGUGUUCUUGAACAUUGAUAUUGAUGAAGUUUUGGGCUUGAAAAAGAACAAUGUUUGGGCAAAUGAAUCAACAAUGCAACCACUGAUAUUCCAGAGAGAAGUUAUCAACAGAGACACUAUUUUAGCCGGUUUGAAAAAUGUUGCUGAUAUUCUUCGUAUUGCUACCUCUAAUUUUGAGAUUGGCACAUCUUAUUUUUGCCAUUCUUGGAUAUAUGAUAUCAACAAGAACAGUGGUUGGUAUUACAAUUCAUGCCGCAAUUGCAAACGGUUGAUCAAAGCAUGUGGAGACAAGUUUUGGUGCAAUAAAUGCCAAAAAGUAGUGGAUGAUGCUGUUCCGAGAUAUCGUAUAGAUGUUGGGGUUAAGGAUGACAGUGAGGCUACAAGGUUUAUAAUCUUUGAAGAGGAAGCUGAGAAAACUAUUGGUCAAUCGGCAAUGAGCGUGUAUGAUAUAGAAGACAAAAAGGAGGGUAAUGAAUCGGAGGGAGACUUGCCAGCGUUGAUUGCCAACAUUAUUGGUCGUCGUUAUGUAUUUCGUGUUAAACUUACCGAAUACAACAAGACUGCUUAUAAGCAGAGUUUCACCGCGACCAAGGUCUUUCCCGAAUCUUAUUUGGGAAAUGAUGAUAAAUCCCAGAAAUGUGGGAACGCAUCAAGGAGUGGCGUAAAAGAUUCAAUGGAUGUCUCCCCCAAGUAAAAUGUGCCGUUUAAGUGAGGACGUACUCAACGUGAGUGGAAAGCACUUGAAGAAUGAGGCGCUGAAUAUGCCACGACUUCAGCUACUGCUUUAUUGUCUUCAUAUUUAAAUUCCAGCAAAUAAAGGACAAGUUUCCCG